Molecule: messenger RNA, 1050 nt
Organism: Nerophis lumbriciformis (worm pipefish)
Lineage: Eukaryota; Metazoa; Chordata; Actinopteri; Syngnathiformes; Syngnathidae
Source: RefSeq, a predicted model, not a curated record
AUGAACGACGAGACAGCCUCGGACAGCUGGAAGACGAACUCCGGGUGCUCCAGUAUUGAGCAAAUGCUGGCAGUGAAUCCCGGAAAGACACCAAUUAGUCUGCUGCAGGAGUAUGGAACGCGGAUAGGAAAGACCCCGGUGUACGACCUGCUGAAGGCCGAGGGACAGGCCCACCAGCCAAACUUCACGUUCCGUGUCUCUGUGGGAGAAAUCAGCUGCACGGGGCAAGGCCCCAGCAAGAAAGCGGCCAAGCACAAAGCGGCCGAAGCGGCGCUGAAGAUGCUUAAGGGGACCCUGGCGGAAUCCAUAGGUUUUAGUGUUGAAGGAGACGCGUUUCUCGGGAUUGAUGUGCCUGCGGAUGAAGAAAGUCUUUUGUGCAGCUCCCCAUGUGAGAUGAAAACUUUAGGCACUUCGCAGCAAUCCGAAUGCAACCCUGUUGGAGCUUUGCAGGAACUAGUGGUGCAGAAGGGAUGGCGUCUUCCAGAGUACACAGUGACACAAGAGUCCGGACCCGCACAUCGCAAGGAAUUCACCAUGACCUGCAAAGUGGAGAAAUUUAUGGAAAUUGGAAGUGGUACAUCCAAGAAGUUGGCGAAAAGAAAUGCAGCUGCCAAAAUGCUUGCACGGAUACACGACGUCCCAGUGGACCUGAAGACCAACAACGACCCGGACGCUGAAGACGACACUUUUAGUAUGAACACAGGGAAUAGAUCAGAGUCAAGCAAGAGUAAAGGCUACAGCUGCACAUGGGACGCGCUGAGGAACUCUGCCGGCGAGAAGAUCCUUCAGCUUCGCACUCACCCCCUGGGCUUGCCCGCAGACUCUGACUUCUGCUCGCUGCUCGACGACCUGUCUGUUGAGCAGUCCUUUGAAAUCAGUUACCUAGAUUUAGAGGAGCGCAGCCUGAGUGGCCGGUGCCAGUGUUUGGUGGAGCUGUCUACGCAGCCAAUCACCGUAUGCCACGGCUUCGCCCUGAGCGUGGAGGAUGCUCGAGCCAACGCCGCCCACAAUGCAUUGCAGUACCUAAAAAUCAUGGCUGGGGCGAAGUGA